Molecule: messenger RNA, 1059 nt
Organism: Schistocerca cancellata (South American locust)
Lineage: Eukaryota; Metazoa; Arthropoda; Insecta; Orthoptera; Acrididae
Product: serine protease persephone-like
Exons: 7
Coding region: 1-1059 (352 amino acids)
Biological process (GO): proteolysis
Molecular function (GO): serine-type endopeptidase activity
Source: RefSeq, a predicted model, not a curated record
AUGUCUUGUGUGUUGAUCCUGCUGUUGGAAUUUGCAACGUCUAGCCCUCUCUUCCUCCAAGAGGGCGCCGCCUGCCCCUCGGGCAGCUGCCUCCGGGUCCGCCACUGCCCGGCUGCGCUGCUCGCCCUCCGCCAGCGCCGGCCGCCGCCCCCGCGCUGCGGCUUCGCCGGCCUGGAGGAGGUCGUCUGCUGCCCGGAGGCGGGGGCGGAGGAGGCCGCCGGAGACUCCAACGACAUCCCCAGCGGCGACGCCUGGGCCUUCCCUGCGGCAGAGCGGCGGCCCAGCGAGGCAGCGUGCAGUUCUUACAAGGAUAUGCGGGAUGGUCUGGAAGACUACAUACUGCGUGGGAAACUGGCUGAUCCGCAUGAAUUUCCACACAUGGCGGCGCUGGGCUUCAACGUCCCCGACACGGAGGGCCUCAGCUGGCUGUGCGGAGGGACCCUCAUCAGCGACCAGUUCGUCCUCACCGCGGCCCACUGCUGCGCCAACAGGGUCAUGGGAAGGCCAGUCGCGGUGCGCCUGGGAGUGAACAACCUCACGGCGACAGCAGACGGCGCAGACUACGGGAUCUCGGAGAUCGUGCCGCACCCCAGCUACAGGAAGCGGCGGUCCUACGGCGACAUAGCGCUGCUGAGGCUGGACAGGAGGGUGGAGUUCAGCGACGCCGUCUUCCCCGCCUGUCUCAACACGCAGGACGGAGACCCGCCGAGCUUCACUGCCGCCGGCUGGGGGGCCACGAACGCUGUCGGAACGCGACUGAGCCCUGUGCUUCUGAAGACCACCAUCUACCCACGUGCGCUAUCCCAGUGCCAAAAUGCCUACAAGGAGAGAUUUCCACAGGGAAUGGACUCGUCGGUGAUCUGUGCCGGAGACCCACAGGGGAAGACUGACACCUGUGUUGGCGACUCCGGCGCCCCUCUGGUGACUGGCCGCUCCGCCCCCUACACGGCGGUGGGCGUCACCAGCGUCGGCCCCAGGCCCUGCGGCGGCGCCCUGCCCGGCGUCUACACGCGCGUCUCCGCACACCUCGGCUGGCUGGAGGGACGCGUCUGGCCCUAG